This is a messenger RNA of Cercopithifilaria johnstoni, 423 nucleotides long. The record is from the annotation of a GenBank genome assembly. Lineage: Eukaryota; Metazoa; Nematoda; Chromadorea; Rhabditida; Onchocercidae.
AUGGAGGUUCUAGAUCCACGACAUAGUGUAAUCACAAAUGCUGAAGUAUUGCGACUGCUGCAAGGUAGGCGUAAGCAGCAAAAUGAACUUUCAAAAGAUCAACGGUCAAAGAUUCUUGGAACGGUUAUAUAUGAAACAAGUAAAUAUUUGCAAGAAACGCCAGCCGUCACGCAAAGUAAUGUAGAAAUUGAGAAAUUUAUCCGAGCAGUAGCGUCAUUCAAGUUGACGGCGGUAGAAAUCUUACAACUCAUAAAUUUGCGACCCGUAACUGCUGUUGAGGUCCAACUAAUAGUGGAAGAAUGUGAAGAACGAUUAAAUGAGGAACAAGUGGAUUCUUUACUCGCUAUAAUUCAAGAAAACUUGUCGGAACCAUUGCCCGAUGAUUCUAAAGUGAACAGCACCAAUGGAAAGGAAAACGGAUAA